Diatraea saccharalis (sugarcane borer) is the source of this 3276-nucleotide messenger RNA. The record is from the annotation of a GenBank genome assembly. Lineage: Eukaryota; Metazoa; Arthropoda; Insecta; Lepidoptera; Crambidae.
UUAGCACUACAUCUCAAAUCGUCAUAUUUAUAAAUAAUAUUGCCAUAUCUAAAAUUGUUACACGAUCGAAAUUCAAGAUUUCUAAGAAAUAUUACUGUGAACUUAACAGAAAUAAAUAUAUAUGCCGAAGGACCCCUGCAAGAGAUUUGCCUGUGAAAUUCAGAGAUGUCUUGUUGGUAAGUAAUUACAAUAUAAUUUUAUUUAUGAAUAUCUUAUCCGACAGCCGACAUAAAAUCAGUCGCCAUCUUUACUUCAAUCACUCACGGAUUCGCGGGCGUUUCAUCGCCGAUUUUCAAUGUUUUGCUCAAACAAAACGUUAUUUUUCAUUACUAAAGCCACGUAAAAACUUUUGGGUAUCUUGCGCAACAGUUGAGUGUGAAAAUGAGCUUUUUCGGGUUCGGACAAACUGCGGAUAUUGAAAUCGUUUUCGACGAUGCUGACAAACGGAAGGUUGCCGAAGUCAAAACGGAUGAUGGUAAAAAGGAGAAAUUGUUGCUGUAUUAUGAUGGCGAAACAGUUUCGGGUAGAGUAAAUGUAACCUUGAGGAAACCAGGAUCGAAACUAGAACAUCAAGGAAUCAAGGUCGAGCUUAUAGGUCAGAUCGAAUUAUUUUACGACAGAGGUAAUCAUCAUGAAUUUAUAUCAUUAGUGAAGGAGCUCGCUCGUCCUGGCGACUUAUUGCAGCAUACAUCAUAUCCUUUUGAGUUUUCAAACGUCGAGAAACCCUACGAAGUUUACACAGGUGCAAAUGUCAGGCUAAGGUAUUUCUUGAGAGCUACCAUAGUUCGCCGACUAACAGACAUCGUAAAAGAAGUCGAUAUCGCUGUUCACACGCUUUGCAGCUAUCCAGAUGUGUUGAGCUCAAUAAAAAUGGAAGUAGGCAUUGAAGAUUGCCUCCACAUAGAAUUUGAGUACAAUAAAUCAAAGUACCAUUUAAAAGAUGUUAUAGUUGGUAAAAUCUAUUUCUUACUUGUUCGUAUAAAAAUUAAGCAUAUGGAAAUCUCAAUUAUCAAAAGAGAAACUACCGGUUCAGGGCCUAAUACUUUUACAGAGAAUGAAACUGUUGCUAAAUAUGAAAUAAUGGAUGGAGCUCCAGUCAGAGGUGAGAGUAUUCCUAUUAGAGUUUUCUUAGCUGGUUAUGACUUAACACCUACAAUGAGGGACAUAAAUAACAAGUUCUCUGUACGAUAUUAUUUAAAUCUUGUUCUAAUGGACACUGAAGACCGACGUUACUUCAAACAGCAAGAAGUGACACUAUGGAGAAAGAGUGACAAAUCUAGAUUACCAUUACAUAACCCGCACCAUCCUCAGACUUUGUCACAUCCCAGUCAAGCAAUGCCGAGGCAGAUGAGUGCAUCUAGUGAAGAAAAUUCAGCAAGAGGAAUCUCACCCUCCCACCCAGAAAAUAUGUUGCAAAGAUCAGUAUCACCAUCCAUGUCAGAUGGUGAGAAACAUAAUGGACCAAGUGAAAUGGAGCAAGACAAAUCUGAGAUAAUAACAAAUAAAUUAUCUAAUACACACAUUGAGAAUAAUGAACCAGAGGUCCCAAUUGCAGCUGUGAAACCUAUGGAGAAGCAUGUAGUGGUAGAAACUCUACAGGAUACUGAAAAGCCACAAGUAAUAGAGAAAUCACAAGCAAUAGAGAAACCACAAGUUAUAGAAAAACCACAGGUUACGGAGAAACCUCAAGUUGCAGAGAAACCGCAAGUUGCUGAGAAGCCCCCAAUUGCAGAAAAACCAAGAAUUGCAGAGAAACCAGUUAUCAGUCACCCUGAGAGUGUGGAAGCCAAUCCGAGUCAAUAGCCGAUGUGUAUAUGCUCGGUGGACUUAACAGCCGCCGACGAAAUGAACUGCAUGUUUUCUUACUUGAAAACAAUUGUUUAAAGGACAAAAUGAAAUCAUACAUCAAUUGAAUUGUUAUUUAUAUAUAAAUUGUAAAUUACUAUUUCCAUGUUGGAUUUUUUUAUAAAUCUCAAAUACAACAUGGAGACAGUUGAAGUAUAUCUAUACUAAUGUUAGCAUGUUGCUACAUCAUAUGUUAAAAUUACUUGAAACUUCAUUAGCUAUAAUUAAAAGAAAGAUUCAUUCAUGGAUUGUGUGUGAAUAGAGAUAAUUAAAAAUGCAAUAAUAAUGAUAAUACUUCAUUAAAUGAAGUGCAGUUGUUAUUGUGAUUAAAGUGUAUGUCUAUUAGUCAAAUACGAAUUACUGAUGCCCAUCAGGAUGUGGAAUUACCAAGUUUUAUCAUACCUGCAGUUACUGCAUUAAAGUUUACACUUUGAUUAUAGCUGCUAAUAGUGAAUGCACUGUGUUAUUACUAAACUUUAUUUGUGGUUGGCUUCAGUAGAAAAACAAAUGUAUGCCUAUAUAAUUCGCAAAAUCUGUUCAUAUUUAAUUUAUUGUAUUCAGUUUUGGUAAUGGGUAUAUAUGUAAUAUUCUGUUUACCUUUUCAAUCAGUCACUGAAGAUAUAAACUGUUUUUUUUUUAAUUGACUACCCAUUUGUUAAUUCACUGCUAUCAACUUUUAUCACAUUCUGUUCCUAUCUGAAAAUGUAUUGUCAUUUAACUAAAAUAUGUGUUGUUUAAAAAUGACUGAUAUAUUCUUUUUACAAUUUAACUUAAUCAGAAAACUUAUAAUUCUUACACUCUUUAUUUUCUGAAAAUUUUUAAUGGAUUGCAUUUUUUUUUAAACAUGAAGUCAGGGAUUCAUUGACUAUUUGAAGAAUGGUGAUGGAUAAAUAUUGUGAUACAUUUAUGCCAUCUCAUCAUAAUAAUAAAGUCAUAUCUGGCUUUCUCAAAAUAUAGAUUAAUAUGUAAAUCAAUGCUUUAUUUAUAAAGGACAUUAUUUGAAAUCAUAAGGAAAUAUAAAGUAAUGUGUAACUUAGAAAAUAUAUUUAUGAUUGAUUUAUAUUUAAAUUAGAAAUGCUUAAACACACAUGAGAUCAUCGAAACAGAAUUGCUAAUUGAUUACAAAUCUCUUAUUUACCUAGCCAAAUAAUUAAACAAAAUGUUAUUAUUACGGUAAGAUCAGUUUAGAUUAGACUUGCAACGAAUAUUCAGUAUUCAGCCUGUUGGCCUCCUUUUGUUAUAUUCGGCCGGAUACCGCAUAAUAUAUUUUGGUUUUAUGAGGUUAUUGAUAUAAGAAAAGAAAUUAUUGAUUAAUUUUGUAAUAUCAUUUUCAUAUUCUCAUAAUGAUAAAAAGUCAUUAGAACAGAUAGUAUAUAAAUAAACUUCUGUAUUACAAAGUUAAACGUUUUCUUAUGCAUCUGAGUACAGAAG